Molecule: messenger RNA, 1293 nt
Organism: Caenorhabditis remanei
Lineage: Eukaryota; Metazoa; Nematoda; Chromadorea; Rhabditida; Rhabditidae
Exons: 3
Coding region: 1-1293 (430 amino acids)
Source: RefSeq, a predicted model, not a curated record
AUGAGCCAGCAGCCAAAGUCCUACUUCCAAAACGUGGACACCCACGAUGAGUAUCACGACGACGGCGCGCCAGCUGGCGCCGAGAUGACCGGAACCGGCACUCUCUCAAAACAAUUCCAACCAAAGAAAUACAAGGAUGGCACGAAAAUGUGGAAUGCCGAGCAAUCCGGUGAAGAGACCUAUUCAUACACUCCAUUCAAGGCAGCCACACUGAAUCGGACACCCAAACCAACGAGAGAUUCAGUGCACAGUGGGACACUAAGACCUCCAAAGAUGUCUCCAUUCAUCUAUGCGACUGAUAAUAUAGAGCAAGUGUCCCCACCAUCUGCUCCAGCGACGCCGAGGGUUGGAAGAGCCCGACCGGAGAGUGCGGCUGGGGGGACAAUGACAAGGGAACAGAAGUUGACUUGGGGCAGACCGCCUCCACCAGGACAGCACUUCAGAUCCGCUUCAUCUAUGAGUCACGGAAGACAACCACAUAGUGAAUUUGUUCCGAUUUCAAUGGGGCCACCGAUGCAUCCGAUGGCUCAGAGGUUCCCAUCGUUCAACACAAUUCCACGGGAUCCCAGGGAUCCCAUGGAAGCAAUGCACGCGGCGCCGUUCUAUCCUCACGGGCCACCACAGGAAUUCCAAAUGCACUCUCGCCCUGCGUCCGCUGUCCCAUCGAUGGGACACCCUGUCCCAUUGUCCCAGAUGGGAGCAUUUGUACCGGCGGCUAUGAUGGAGCAGAAACCGUCGCCAAGGACAGUGGCAAAUCAGCUUGCGCAGAGAUCGAACUAUCUCAGCUGGAAUAUGAUCAGUUUGGUUUGCUCUUUGCAGGUCCUCGUGUGCAUUGGAAUCUUCUCCGUCGGAUGCGCCCGAAUCUUCUGGGGUUCUCUUUGGGCAAUCGGCAUCGAGAUAAUCUUCGCCACUUUUGCUCUUUUCCCACCGCUUGUCGGUAUGUACGCGGCCAAGAAAAAUAGUUACUCGGCUGCUUUAUUUUGCUUCUCUACAAACGCUCUGCAGACAGUUUUUGCUGUGGUUCCAUUUAUUCUUGGCCUGUUCCCAGUCUUCCCGUAUAUCUUCCCCCGUGCCGACGCGAAACUUUUCGUCUCUGAAACCGAACCCAUCGUGUGCGAUUUCAUUCUGAGUUUUCUGGUAAUUCUGGAGACAAUUCUAGCGUUUUACAUGGCUGUACUUGGAUGCAAAGCAGGCGGAUCGUUAAUGAGUUCUGUGGAUGAUAUAAAACUACAGAAUAAUAUGAAGGAGGCAUUUGAAAAUGGGCAUGAUGGGUUGCCCUUUAAGAACAUUUGA